AGACAAUCCAUGAUGAGGGCCCCUAUAUGUUGUAUUCUUAGUGAGCUAUAAACUCAACUCUCAAGUAGAUGAUAAGGACUGUAGACAAGUGAAGAGAUGAAAGGAAUGAGAGGAAGAUUUUUAGGGAAGCUGAAAUCGAUUUCAAGCAUUACAAGUCUUACACAAAGUCUAGUUUUUCAAGAUAACGCCGCCUUCAAUCAGUACUUUGAAACACCAAUACUCGCAAAUGAUCCCAAGAAUGAAGAGAUUAUAGGGAACAAUAAUAUGUUGGUUUCAAAAAAGACCGAAAACCAUUCUUUGUUGGUAGAAUUCGAAGAGAAGUGUCCACCAGGAGGUAAUGACUCGGUUAUCUUCUACACAACAAGUCUAAGAGGUAUACGCAAGACUUAUGAAGAUUGUAACACAAUCAGGUUUUUGUUGGGGAGUUUUCGGGUUUUGUAUGAUGAGAGAGACGUGUCCAUGCAUUUGGAAUUCAGGGAGGAGCUGUGGCGCACGUUGGGCGGUAGGGUGAUCCCACCUAGGCUAUUUAUCAAAGGAAGACUGAUUGGAGGGGUUGAUGAGGUGGUCGGGCUUCAUGAGGAAGGUAAGUUAGAAGAGCUCUUGUGUGGGAUACCAAAAAGCCCGGCUAGUGGCCCUUGCAAAGGGUGUGGCGGGAUGCGUUUUGUGCUUUGUCAAACGUGUAAUGGUAGCAGAAAGGUGGUAUUGGAGGAGGCAGACGAGGAUGGUGAUACCUCAUUGCCCAUUAGCUGUGUAGAGUGCAAUGAGAACGGAUUAGUGAAAUGCCCCGUCUGCUUUUGAUUUAUACAUAUAUAGAAAUCGGGCUUAAAUGUAAGGCAUUCGUUGUGCAGCUUUUCUAGAUACUAAUUAAAUCUAUGGUCUCACAGCUUAAUUAGGAGUCAUAAAUGAUGCCAAAAAUGUUUCACAAAUGUAUCUGUCAUUUGGUUGAACAUAUUGAUGGCUUCAUAUUAUGGAAGUAGAUGAAAGCAUAUUAGCAUAUAUGUUAUUAAUUUCAAAAUAACCAUGUAAAUAUGCACUUAUUAUUAUGGUAUUUUCAUGUCAACACC
Erigeron canadensis is the source of this 1064-nucleotide messenger RNA. RefSeq lists its product as uncharacterized. The record is from RefSeq and is a predicted model, not a curated record. The transcript has a single exon. Bases 97 to 798 code for a protein of 233 amino acids. Lineage: Eukaryota; Viridiplantae; Streptophyta; Magnoliopsida; Asterales; Asteraceae.